Molecule: messenger RNA, 1716 nt
Organism: Durio zibethinus
Lineage: Eukaryota; Viridiplantae; Streptophyta; Magnoliopsida; Malvales; Malvaceae
Product: hydroxyproline O-galactosyltransferase HPGT1-like
Cellular component (GO): Golgi membrane
Molecular function (GO): galactosyltransferase activity
Source: RefSeq, a predicted model, not a curated record
CGGAGAACCAAUAAUUUUCGAUUUUAAUAUUUAUUAAUUAAUUAGCCUUUGUAAAAGAUAAAAAGACAGAGAAACCAGAAAACAAAACGUAAAACAAACGUAACCUACCUUGAACUCAUCGGGUGGAACGUCUUAUUCCUCGAACCUACACAGUAAAAAAAGCACACUUCAAAAGCCGAUUCAAACUCGAGGCUUUUUCUAAUCGUCAACCUCGUUUGAUCUCACCAGAUCUGCUUCGUAAUUUAAAAAAAAAAAGAAAAGGGUUUGCCAUUUAAUCUUGUUUAUUUACCGAGGAUUGUAGAAAACGAAUAAGGGAAAAUGCAUAGCCGGGGAUCGAGUAACCGGCCGUCUAACUCUGGUGGCCCUGCUUUUUAUUCUCGAAGUUCCGCUUUGGUUCUCGCCAUGUUCGCUACCAUGGCUACGAUUUACGUUGCGGGCCGCAUGUGGCAGGACGCAGAGAUCAGAGUAUAUUUAGUUCAACAACUUGAUAGGAGAACUGGUCAGGGUCAUUCUGCUAUAUCUGUUGAUGAUACGUUAAAAAUUAUAGCCUGCAGGGAACAACAGAAAAAAUUAUCAGCCCUUGAGAUGGAUCUAGCAGAUGCUAAGCAGGAAGGUUUUGUUUCAAAGGAGCACUUGGAGAAUGAUGGUACUCGAUCUAAGAAAAGGCUUUUAGCUGUUAUAGGAAUCAUCACAACAUUUGGACGAAAGAAAAAUAGAGAUGCAAUUCGAAAAGCAUGGAUGCAAUCAGGUGCAGCUUUGAAAAAAGUGGAAGAAGAGAAGGGAAUCGUUGUGCGAUUUGUUAUAGGAAGAAGUGCUAAUCGUGGAGAUAGUUUGGACAGCGAGAUCAACAAUGAAAACAGUCAGACCAAUGACUUCAUUAUUCUGGAUCAUGUGGAGGCGCCUGAGGAACGCUCAAAGAAGAUAAAAUCUUUCUUUGUUCAUGCUGUAGAGAUCUGGGAUGCAGAGUUUUAUGUUAAGGUCAAUGAUGAUGUUUAUGUUAAUAUUGAUGCCCUAGGAGCAGCACUUUCUACUCAUUUGGAUAAGCCUCGUGUUUAUAUGGGGUGUAUGAAAUCAGGAGAAGUUUUCUCUGAACCGACUCACAAAUGGUAUGAACCAGACUGGUGGAAAUUUGGCGAUGCAAAAUCAUAUUUUCGGCAUGCCUCAGGUGAAAUAUAUGCCAUUUCACGAGCUUUAGCACAGUUUAUCUCAAUUAAUAGGUCUAUUCUACGGAUAUAUGCCCAUGAUGAUGUGAGUGCUGGGUCAUGGUUUAUUGGGCUUGAUGUGAAACAUGUUAAUGAGGGAAAGUUUUGCUGUUCCACCUGGUCUACAGGUUCGAUAUGCGCAGCUGUCUGAUCUGACAAACCAGGUUUAUAUAGCAAUGCCAUUCGAAUCCUGCAUCAUCAUUUAUGUUGUUCUGCUACCAACCCAGAGCUCAAACAUUACCCCCCAGACAAUGAUCUCUGUUGUGCCUGGAGUGUGGAAUUGCCGAAUUGUUGACAUAAAGAUUUCAGUCAGAAUUGAUUCUUUUGAUUGAAUUCUGGUUCUUCCGAGUUCCAACAGCUGCAGAUGCAGGCAUCAUAUUCUUAACUCUUAAAGGCACAAGAAUUUUUCACGUCGCUGAUGUAUUAUAGCUCUGUAUAUUCCAAAUUCAUUCUUAUAUUUGAUUGAUAAAUUUUCCAAUAUUUCAGAUGAAAUGAAGGAUUUUUUUCAGCACUA